Lepus europaeus (European hare) is the source of this 1375-nucleotide messenger RNA. RefSeq lists its product as uncharacterized. NCBI's taxonomy places the organism in Eukaryota, Metazoa, Chordata, Mammalia, Lagomorpha, Leporidae. The record is from RefSeq and is a predicted model, not a curated record. The transcript has a single exon. The coding region runs from base 131 to 1375 and encodes 414 amino acids.
UGAGGCGCCGUGUGCAGCUGGGACACUGCAGGGAGCGCGUGUGUGCGGAGCCUCCUGUCUGCAUGGCCCCGGACACAGGAGCUCACGGUGGCCCUGGUUUCUGCUGCGUGUGGUGAGCCCGCCGGCUUCCAUGGGUGGCUCGCCCGGGUGGGGGUCAGCACGGGCGCGUGCGGCGCCCAUGUGGAGCUGGGCACCUGUUGGGGGGCCAGCCAGCUCUGUCAUAGUGGGUACAUCUGGCCAUACACACUCAGGUUCGCUGCCCCGUCACCCACUUGGGGAGCUCCUGGUCUCGGCCUCCCUGUCUCCCCGUCUCUCCCUGUCUCCCUGUGUCUCUUCAUGUUUCCCCAUGUCUCCUCGUCUCUGUCUCUCCAUCUGUGUCCCCUUCUCUCCGUGUCCCCAUCUCUCCCUGUCUCCCCGUGUCCCCAUCUCUCUGUGUCUCCCUGUCUCUGUGUCCCCAUCUCCCCGUGUCUCCCCGUCUCCCCCUCUCUCCCUGUCUCUCCCCGUCUCCCUCCGUCUCUCCCCGUCUCCCCCUGUCUCUCCCCGUCUCCCCCUGUCUCUCCCCGUCUCUCCCCGUCUCCCCGUCUCCCCCCGUCUCCCCCUGUCUCUCCCUGUCUCCCCCGUCUCUCCCCGUCUCUCCCCGUCUCCCCCCGUUUCCCCCUGUCUCCCCGUGUCUCCCCCUGUCUCUCCCCCUGUCUCCCUGUCUCCCCGUCUCUCCGUGUCCCCAUCUCCCUGUCUCCCCCUGUCUCCCUGUCUCUCCCCGUCUCCCCCUGUCUCUCCCCCUGUCUCUCCCCGUCUCUCCCCGUCUCCCCCCGUCUCCCCCUGUCUCUCCCUGUCUCCCCCGUCUCUCCGUCUCUCCCCGUCUCCCCCCGUUUCCCCCUGUCUCCCCGUGUCUCCCCGUCUCCCCCUGUCUCUCCCCGUCUCCCCCUGUCUCCCUGUCUCCCCGUCUCUCCGUGUCCCCAUCUCCCUGUCUCCCUGUCUCUCCCCGUCUCCCCCUGUCUCCCCGUCUCUGCAGUGUGGGGAGGGAGUUGCCAGCCUCUUCCUGGAGGUGCCUCAUGCGGCUCCGCCUGGGAGCUGGGCGAGUUUGGACGACCUGCGUCCGGCCGCCAUCGGAUCCUGGGUCGGCUGGCUUAGGCGUCACCUCCCAGCUGCCUCCGAGGGCCGUGGCCGCCUGUCCUGCCCUGGAGGGCCUGGCGUGUCCCCUGCUGUGUGGGGUCAGAGCCACCCCCGCCAGGGCAGCUCUGCCCAGACUCCUGGGCUUCUCACGGCCUCCAGCCGCGCCUGGGCCCCGAGGCGGGAGGGCGGCAGGAGAAAGCGCGGACUUGGUGCCGGUGCAGCGCCCUCACAGGGAGGCUUUGGGCCGUGCGACGCCGAGUGA